CCGAGAGUGGGCUAGGCCAGACCGGCGCGGAGCUCGCGACCCUCAGCUCGGAAGAGCUUUUUGUAGAAGUUUUGAGGUGCAUUUUCACUGAUUAAAAAAUGACUACUCUUGAAAGUUUAGAAGCCAAAGUCACCCUUACUCCAGCCCCAGUCCGAGGAGCAGGAGAUGGCAUGGAAACUGAGGAGCCGUCUAAGUCUGUUGAAGUGACCUCUGGAGUCCCGCCCGUAAGGCAUCACAUCCUUCAGAAUCCACGGAAGAAAGCAGUUCCAGGCGAGAGCCCAGGAGUCCUUCAGCUCGGGAAGAUUCUCACUGAAAAAGCAGUGGAAGUUGAAGCCAUAAGAAUAUUAGUUCCCAAAGCUGCUAUAACCCAUGACAUCCCCAGCAAGAAUGCAAAGGUGAAGUCUCGGGGACAUCAUAGGGGAGAGCUCCUUGGUCAGUCAGAGGGAACUGUAGAACCCAGAAAGGAACUAUCGGAGGUUAAGAAUCUACUGGAGAAGUUCAAGAACUCUGAAAGGAGGUUACUGCAGGACAAAGAGGGUCUUUCAAACCAGCUCAGAGUACAGACAGAGGUCAAUCGAGAGUUAAAGAAGUUGCUAGUGGCUUCCGUUGGAGACGAUCUUCAGUACCAUUUUGAACGUCUAGCCCGUGAGAAAAACCAGCUUAUUUUAGAAAAUGAAGCCCUAGGUCAAAACACAGCUCAACUUUCUGAACAGCUGGAACGUAUGUCAAUACAGUGUGACGUAUGGCGGAGUAAAUUCCUUGCAAGCAGGGUGAUGGCAGAUGAGUUAACCAAUUCCAGAGCAGGUUUGCAGCGUCAAAAUCGCGAUGCCCAGAGUGCUAUUCAAGAUCUCCUGAGCGAGCGGGAGCAGUUUCGUCAGGAAAUGAUAGCUACUCAGAAAUUAUUGGAGGAGCUCCUGGUGUCCUUGCAGUGGGGAAGAGAGCAAACUUACUAUCCUAGUACACAGCCUUACACCACAGCAGAACUAGCAUUAACAAAUCACAAGUUGGCAAAAGCAGUAAAUGCUCAUCUUCUGGGAAAUGUUGGCACUAACAGUCAAAAAAAGAUACCAUCAACGGUUGAAUUCUGCAGCACCCCAGCAGAAAAGAUGGCUGAAACGACAGAUCCCGUCCUCCCUCAUUCUGGACUCUCCGUUCUUUCACAUUGCAUAGAAAGCUUUUCAAAAAUCGUUAUUGCAUCCCCUCUUGUCAAGGUUCUACGCAUUUUGGAUCCAGUUACCUGUACGGAAAGCUCACCUGAUAAUCCUUUUUCUGAGUCUUCACCAACUGCCUUACUUGCUACAAAGAAAAAUAUUGGACGAUUUCAUCCCUAUACUAGAUAUGAAAAUAUAACUUUCAAUUGCUGCCAUCACUGCCAGGGAGAACUUAUUGUCCUUUAAUACAACAAGACAGCACUCGCUUCUUACCCAAGAGUCAUUAUUAUUUGGGAGCUGGAGUCUUACAGUGAUGUCACUUUCUAUCUCAGUACUGGAUAUCCCCAGCGAUGUUUCAUGUAUUGGACCACAUAUUACCCUUUCUUAAUAAAUACCUCAGGGUAAGAAAAGAGUGAAACUGUGUAGAUAUAUUUAAAGUAGAUGAUACUUUCCUGACAUCCAUGAUGCUUUUCCUAAAGGAUCCUGAAAGAAGAUCCUAUCUUUAUUUUAGGCCCUAAGUUACAUCCUGCCAUGUGUUUAAGAUGAGCAGAUUUCACUGUUAACUCUAAUGCAGGGUGGCUCAUAUGCAGCUACACCCAUUCGCUUACUGUUGUCUGUGGUUGCCGGGCUUGGGUUUUUUUGGGCACCACAGCAGAACUGAACAGAGGCAACAGGGCUUGUGUGGCUGCAAAACCUAAAAUCUCCUAUCUGGCCCUUGACAGGAGAAUUUUUCUGGCCCCCACUGGCAGGGGGAUGGGUGGAGAGCGUGUCCAUUCCCUUUUUGGGGAUUUAUUUUGGACUACAAAGGCUGCUUAUGGAAAUACUAUGGGUGAAGGGACUAAUAUUUUAAAAUUAAAUGCUAUAUGUUAGGAAAAUUAGAAUUAUUUUAUAGCCACAUUAGCAAGUGUUUGAGUAAAACAUAUUCUCGUGUUGGUUUUGUGUGGGGAAUUCCAUAGUUUGGAUGUGACUUGACAUAUAUAAUAAUAGAUUUUACUGAGCUCAUUUUGACAAAUGCAACACAAUAGGACUAUCCAAUUUGAUAUAUAAUGUAGAAAGAGGAUCUUUCUAGAACAUUGUACAAACUCAAGAUGCAAUCCAUCAUUAAUUUAUAUUAAUAUAUGUUAUUAUUUAUGAUGGACCAUCAUAAAACACCCUUUUAUAAGCCUGUAAAAAUAUCCACAAUAUGUUUAUACCAAAUUACCCUAUAUUAGGUACAGAAUCGACUAUCAAAAGAGAAGUCUUCUAAAGACAAAUCUGGUGAAAUAACAUUUUAAUGUCAAUGAUUUUUUUGUCUGAUUCAUCUGAGUUAUACUUUGAAAUGGCAAUAAAUUUCUCU
Messenger RNA from Enhydra lutris kenyoni (northern sea otter), 2487 nucleotides. RefSeq names its product basic leucine zipper nuclear factor 1. Gene Ontology annotation, cellular component: Golgi membrane. The record is from RefSeq and is a predicted model, not a curated record. The transcript has 8 exons. Lineage: Eukaryota; Metazoa; Chordata; Mammalia; Carnivora; Mustelidae. Gene Ontology annotation, biological process: Golgi organization; Golgi to plasma membrane protein transport. The coding region runs from base 99 to 1397 and encodes 432 amino acids.